UUCUACCGAGACGUGAUGCGGGAGAACUACGAGACACUGGUGUCUGUGGGGACAGCUGAACUGCUUCCCCUCUCUGCUUUCCUGUCACCCAUGGAACCUGGAGGAGCCAUCAGGGGAAGGAGCUGCACUGAUGAGAGGCAGGAACCUGCUGGUGGGGGAGGCCCCCAGGGAGGACAGCCUGGGCACAGCCUGCACCUCACCGCCCUGGUGCAGCUGGUGAAAGAGAUCCCGGAGUUCUUGUUUGGGGAAGUCAAGGGCAUUGUGGACAGCCCCAAGAGUGAGAGCGGGGAAGCCAGCCUGGAUGGAGAGAGAGCAAGCCCCGAAGCUGUGGCAGGGGAGCCUUGCCCUCUCCAAGGCCUGCUCACCUGCGUUCCAGAUGUCCCUGUCAGCCAGCCCAGCCUGGCCACCACACCCGCCAGCAGCUCAUGCUCCAGCGGCCCACCUAGAGAUGGUGGUCAAAGAAGCUCCCUCCUCAUCAACGCUGCUGACAGGACAUGGCUCCCAGGGGAUGAAGGCUCGGGAGCCACAGGUGGAGAGGCCAGCCCUCCCAGCUGUAGCCCCAGCACAAGGAAGAGUCACCGAAGACAAGAGAGAGGAGCUGCAAAAGCAGGAAUCUCUCCUGGGAACAGCCCCUUGCAAGGCCUCAUCAACUGUCUGAAAGAAAUUCUUGUCCCUGGGCCCCAGCCCCCUCAGACAUCCCUAAACUUCCUGCCUCCUCUCCCCGACCUGGGUGCGUCGAAGUUGACCCGAGUAGAUUUGGGGCCUGGAAGCCCACCCUGGGCAGUGAAGACAGAGGCAACAUCAGGGGACUGUCCCCUGCAGGGUCUGCUGAACUGCCUGAAGGAGAUCCCAGAGGCCCAGGACAGGCCCAGCCCUUCAGGAGUCGGGGACCCACGACUGCAGGAGGAUCCAGGGACCUGGAAAAGGAAUCCUGGAGGGCCUGGACAUCUCCUGACCCCGCCCCCCUGCCCUGGUCCUGGAGCAGGUGACAUGCUGUCUGUGAAGAUGGAGGAUACCUGGGCCCAGAGUCCCCCAGUGCCUGCAUCCUGUCAGCCCAGCAGGCAGAUCCUUAGCCCCUUUGUCAACAGAGACACCAGAGGGUUCCCAGGGCCCAGCUGGGGGCCCCAUGCUCAAGCCACCAGUGCCUCGAGCUCACCCCUGGAAGCCCUGGAGGCCUGUCUAAAGGGCAUUCCCCCGAGUGGGUCAUUACCUCCUCAGCUGCCAGCCACCUCUUGGUCCCGGAACCCCCAGCCAGCAGACCACAGAUUCCAGAGGCCUGAGCUGCGGCACCAUGGAUCACACAGUGAAGAGGCGACCAAGGAGCCUCUUCUGCCUCUGGGCCUGCAGGGCUGUGUGAAAGAUGGCCCCACCCGACCCCAAGGUACCCCCACAAGCUUCUCUUCAUCCAGCAGCAUUGAUGGGGACCUGGAUUUCGGGAGCCCUUUGGGGAGCCAGGGGCAGCGACCCCAAAAAGGAAGCCCACCAGGAAGCUCCCCACUCCAAGGUUUAGAGAACUGUCUCAGAGAGAUCCCUGUGCCCAGGCCACAGCCUGCCUUGUCCUGCUCCUCCUCCUCAGCAGCAGACCAAGGACCAAGGAGAGUGGAGCCUGGGACCUGGCCAGCAGACAAGGAAGGGCCAAGAGGUGAAGCUCGUGAGCCCUCCCAUCUCAGACAGGGUGGGAGAGAAAUACCCACCAGGAGCCUCUAUCUGGCCAGCCCCCAGGCCUUCACCUCCAGCUGUGUCCCUGCCUGCCACCAGCAGGGACUCAAAGACCCUGGGAAUACCAGGCCAGGACCAUGGAAGUGGCUCCAAAAUGGGCCAGCCACCAAGCCCUCCCCACUGCACUGUCUGGAGAACUCUCUGCGGGGGAUCCUGCCCGUGAGGCCCUUGCGCUUCACCUGCUUAGCUGGCCCUAGCCCCAACCCCAGCCCUAGCUCCAGUUCAAGCUUCAGCAGCUCUGAAGGAGAAGACCUGAGACUGGAGCCUGAGAUGUGGCGGCCGCUUCUCCAGGAGAGGAACCGCCUUCCCAGCUGCAAGCAUCCUGUUCCUCUGUCCCCAUGCCCUGAUGGGCCUUCCACUGGCAGCAGUGGCAGUAGCCCUGGUGAAGACCCCAGUAAAACAGAGCCCAGCAACUGCAGCAGUCUCUGUGCAGGGGCAGUUGAGGACCCCUGCCCUGCCCCUGGUCUGGAGAGGACACCCAGGCCCAGCAUUGGUGAAACAUCUGGGGGCCUAGAGCCUGGACACGGAAGACCUAGAGUUGCAGCCAGGACCCAUGGGAGGCUGCUCCCCAAGGGCCUGCCUGAGCCACCCAGCAAGUCUCCACCACCAGAGCUUCCCCCGCCAGCAGCUGUGUCUCUCACCGUGCCAACCACCUCCCUGAAGCCACCGUGCCCCUGUGGGAAGCCCCUGCAGCAGGAGCUGCACAGCCUUGGUGCUGCCCUGGCGGAGAAGCUGGACCAGCUUGCCACGGCCCUGGCAGGCCUGGCUCAGGAAGUGGCCACUAUGAGGACCCAGGUGAAUAGGCUGGGUAGGCAUCCUCGAGGCCCUAGGCCAAAGAGCCCAGCUUCCUGGACAUAUACCCUUCCACGGAGACCUCACUGGGCUAACGGCUCUGGUCACAGACACCUGCCUUACUGGAGACAGAAGGGCCCCCCCAGGCCUAAACCAAAGAUCCUGCGGGGCCCUGUGGAAGGCUGUAGGGCUGGUGACUUCCCAGGACUCUCCCGAGGAAGGGGCCACCUGGUGCCUCUGCUGCCUCCAGAUGUUCCCCCGACAGAACCUUCCCAGCAACCUCUCUCCUCAGCACCCAGCUGCCAUGCUGUGCUGACUACACACCUACCCCUCGGACACACUGGGGGCCACCAGAACCCCCUUCCCCCUUUAAUGCCUGCUGCCUUACCCCCCCAAAUGGCCUCAUCUCCUGUAGCCAGUAGGAAUGCAGAACUGCCAGCUGCAGAAGUGGCACCAGCUGGAACCACAGGCCAGCCCAAGGAGCCGAACAGCCUGUUGGGGGGAGUCCAGAGAGCCCUCCAGGAGGAACUCUGGGGUGGGGAACACAGGGACCCGAGGUGGGGGACCCAUUAA
This is a messenger RNA of Carlito syrichta (Philippine tarsier), 3084 nucleotides long. RefSeq names its product KRAB-A domain containing 1 (gene KRABD3). Bases 16 to 3084 code for a protein of 1022 amino acids. Lineage: Eukaryota; Metazoa; Chordata; Mammalia; Primates; Tarsiidae. The record is from RefSeq and is a predicted model, not a curated record. The transcript has 16 exons.